Messenger RNA from Anas platyrhynchos (mallard), 753 nucleotides. It is a transcript of the gene REG4, whose product is annotated as regenerating family member 4. The record is from RefSeq and is a predicted model, not a curated record. Lineage: Eukaryota; Metazoa; Chordata; Aves; Anseriformes; Anatidae.
GCGCAAAGCUGUAAGGUUUUUAUGGUGGCCAUCACCUCAGCUCGGCAAAUAGUGAGCCUGACGAGCGCGGGGCUAUAAAGGGCAGCUCCUCUCUCGUCCCGGAGGACUCAACAAGAGGCCGUUAUUCCUUCUGAUCUCCGUUUGGCAGGGGACGAUGCCAGAAGGGAGGAGGAUGUUGGCCGCGGCCAGGUGUGCCCUCCUGCUGCUGGGCUGCACAGCGAUCCUGCAGGUCACCGGUUUCCCUUCAGCAGGCGCCAGGUUUCUGGUCGACUGCCCCGUGGGCUGGUCCUACUACAAGACCAGCUGCUUCAGGUAUUUCCGCCAGCUCCGCACCUGGGACGAGGCAGAGGCACAGUGCCAGAACAGCUACUCUGGAGCCCACCUGGUGUGGGUGGAGGAGCCCAAGGAGGCGGCCACCCUGCGCAGGGUCAUCUCCUACUACCAGCGCUCGCAGCCCGUCUGGUUCGGCCUCCAGCUGCAGCAGGGCAAAAGCUGGCAGUGGACCAACGGGGGCAGGUACAAUGAGUCCAUCAAUCUUCCUGGGAAUGGUGCCCGUGGGGGGGACUGCGCCCUGCUGACCCCAACCAGCGGUUUUUCCGUGUGGUCCAGCGCCGACUGCCAGCGGCGGCACCACUUCAUCUGCAAGUUCACUCCCUCGCAGUGAGCGCCGAACCCCGCGCUGGCUGCCCUCCUCCCAUCCCACCUCCCUCCUUAUCUCUUAAAAAUAAACCCAUAAAAAGAGAAGCAUGCAAA